Molecule: messenger RNA, 6760 nt
Organism: Oreochromis aureus
Lineage: Eukaryota; Metazoa; Chordata; Actinopteri; Cichliformes; Cichlidae
Product: neuroligin-2-like
Exons: 9
Coding region: 1367-3991 (874 amino acids)
Biological process (GO): chemical synaptic transmission; postsynaptic membrane assembly; synaptic vesicle endocytosis
Cellular component (GO): postsynaptic specialization membrane; cell surface; synapse
Molecular function (GO): signaling receptor activity; neurexin family protein binding
Source: RefSeq, a predicted model, not a curated record
GGCCUAAGGAAUCUACGGAGGAAUUUGGAUCAAGCGACAAAGGGUGCUGAGCGUUAUUUCUUAAAAUCUUCUUUAAAAAAAUGAACUGGAGCUUCAGAAAUAUACAUUUUUUAUACUCUUUUGUGUUUUUAAAGUUCCUAUUAGUUGCAAGUCUGGUAAAAGAAAAAAAAAAUGCUAUUACAUCUCAUUCCUUUCCUGUCACUCAGUCACUGCGUUGUGCUUCAAGUACUUCCCUUUUAUAGAGUGAACUUGUGAUCAACUUCAGAAUUCAAAAUCGUGUGCUGCCUGCUGUGCAGACACAUUUAUAUCAUGCAGUAGUUAGUAAUGCAUGGUUAGAACCCAUACAAGGCUGUACCAGACUCCUCCGAGAGGCAGAACAUUGGGUUUCCAAAAUAGAUAUUUGUAGGUCUGCAAUGCAAGGACAAAAUAUCCAAAUUUAAACUGAGUGAAGCUCCCUCUGGAAAAGCCCAGAAAAAUGAAAGACUUGAUAAAAAAAUGAAAAGCCCUCCAACUAAUUUCCUCCAUAGACCCUCUGUCCUAAAUAGCACACAGUGCCUCUUUGUCUCACAUUCAUUAUCAUACCCACAUGCCGCGCGCAAUCCUGCCAAAAUUCUUGCUUACUUUACUGCGCACAUUCCUUAUCAACAUUCCUCAAGAAUACACCUCCUAAUCCGUCACUCUUCCUAAAUAACCGCCACCGUGUGAUGACUUCUUUACAAUUCCGCACACAAUUUCCGACUUACUUUUCACUCUCAAUACGGCACAUUCGUAAAUCCUCUAUUUCACUUUCUGUAGCAUGUCUGCAUAUUAUGUGACCAUUCAAAUUAAACGCUAUUGCCAAUGCACAGAAAUUCCUAGAAUUAUUGGGGAAUUUUUAGCAGCCAUCAAAUGGGCACCUUUUCUUUUUCUUCCCGUUUGCCUUCUCCAUCUCCUAACAUUGCUCUUUCCUGUCAUAGCGAGGGACUUAACGCUGUCUGUGUUUGUUGGUACUAUCCAUGCACCAUUCGCUUUGACUGAACAUUGUGGUGACAUUUGUUUUUCCCCUCAGUGACUUACCAGAGCAGACAGCGCCCAACAGCAGCCAUCACUGAAAUAUCCCUGACAUCUCCCAUUUAGACACCUCAUCUUCUAUCAGGUUUAAUUGGUAUCCCAGCUGCAGCUCUGGACCCUUCAGGAGCUCCAAAGAGGAAGACAGAUGAGACCACAGAGUCUACUGGAGAAUGCUGUCUGGCCCUCAACCUCACCAUGGCGCUCUAGGAACACCGUUAACUUGCCCCCUUCCACCAAUCCUCUUUUUGCCUUUGUCAUCCCCCAUAUCCCACUGAGUUUGUGAUCCCUCUCUGCUCCCAGCUGAAGUCCCUUUGAUAUGAGUACAAGAGCUUUUAUUUUGGACAUGUUGUUUUUUCCAUUCAGCGCUGCCAGCCACCAGGGCUAUGGCGGGAAGCGUCACUAUUCUACUCAGCAGGUCGCCAAUCACUGUCUGGUGUGGCUCUUGGGACUAGUGCUGCACCUGACGCUUUCCUCGUGUCAACGAGUUGACCUGAAACACCCCAUAGUAUCCACGAGUUACGGAAAGGUCCGUGGUAUCAGGAAAGAGCUCAACAAUGAAAUCUUGGGCCCAGUGGAACAGUAUUUAGGUGUGCCAUAUGCCACCGCACCUAUUGGCGAGAGGCGCUUCCAGCCUCCUGAAGCCCCAGGUUCCUGGCAAGAGAUUCGCAAUGCCACUCAUUUUGCGCCUGUGUGUCCCCAGAAUGUGCACGGGGUGCUUCCUGAGAUCAUGUUACCAGUAUGGUUCACAGACAACCUGGAUGCUGCAGCCACCUAUGUUCAGAACCAGAGUGAGGACUGCCUUUACCUCAACAUUUAUGUCCCCACUGAAGAUGGUCCGCUCACAAAAAAACACGAUGAGUCUUCAAUGAACAGACCCAGGGAUGAAGAUAUUCGGGAUCGCCGUAAGAAGCCUGUGAUGCUCUUCAUCCAUGGAGGCUCCUACAUGGAGGGCUCAGGGAACAUGUUUGAUGGUAGUGUCCUUGCUGCCUAUGGAAAUGUCAUCGUGGUCACUAUGAACUAUCGGCUUGGCGUGCUCGGGUUUCUGUGCACCGGGGAUCAGUCUGCUAAGGGGAACUAUGGCUUGUUGGACCAGAUCCAGGCCUUGCGUUGGCUCAAUGAAAACAUCGGCCACUUUGGAGGAGACCCAGAGAGAAUCACAAUCUUUGGCUCUGGAGCUGGUGCCGCCUGUGUGAACCUUCUCAUCCUCUCCCACCACUCCGAGGGGCUGUUCCAGAGGGCCAUCGCUCAGAGUGGCUCAGCCAUCUCCAGUUGGUCGGUGAACUACAGACCGCAGAUUUACACCAAGAUCCUGGCCAAGAAGGUUGGCUGCACCACAGGGGACAAUGCAGAGUUGGUGGACUGUCUGCGUAGGAAGAAUUUCAGGGAGCUGGUGGACCAAGACAUCCAGCCUGCCCGAUACCACAUCGCCUUUGGUCCUGUGGUAGAUGGGGACGUGGUACCUGAUGACCCUGAGAUCCUCAUGCAGCAGGGCGAGUUCCUCAACUACGACAUACUGCUGGGUGUCAACCAGGGAGAGGGCCUGAAGUUUGUGGAUGACAGUGAAGGAGAAGAUGGAAUAUCAGCUGCCUCAUUUGACUAUACUAUCUCCAACUUUGUGGACAAUCUGUAUGGAUACCCUGAUGGUAAAGAUAUCCUCAGGGAAACCAUAAAGUUCAUGUACACAGACUGGGCUGACAGAGACAACAGCGACAUGCGCAGGAAGACCCUCCUGGCUCUGUUCACAGACCACCAGUGGGUGGCCCCAGCUGUCGCCACUGCCAAACUCCACGCUGAGUUCCAGUCACCCGUCUACUUCUAUACCUUCCACCACCACUGUCAGACCGAGGCGAGACCAGACUGGGCAGAUGCUGCCCAUGGAGAUGAGAUCCCCUAUGUGUUUGGGAUUCCCAUGGUGGGGGCCACUGACUUGUUUCCUUGUAACUUCUCCAAGAAUGACGUAAUGCUCAGUGCUGUUGUGAUGACAUAUUGGACCAACUUUGCCAAGUCAGGAGACCCUAACCUACCAGUUCCUCAGGACACCACGUUCAUCCACACUAAGCCUAACCGAUUUGAGGAGGUCAUCUGGACCAAGUUCAGCUCCAAGGACAAGCAGUACUUGCAUAUUGGCCUGAAGCCCCGUGUCAGAGAUAACUACCGCGCUAACAAGGUGGCUUUUUGGCUGGAGCUGGUACCGCACCUCCACAGCCUUCACGAGGAAAUCAUUAACUCCAUCACCACCCGUCUGCCACCUGGAGGCACCAGCCGCUGGAAGGUCCCUCAUUCUGGCACUCGCUCAACACGGCACCCUGUGGUCUCUACCUACCCACCGGAUCCUGACCCUGACAGUUCAGAGAGGCCCCGCUAUCCUCCCUUCCCCAGCGAGACGAGGGACUACUCCACCGAGCUGAGCGUAACGGUAGCUGUCGGCGCCUCGCUUCUUUUCUUGAACGUGCUGGCCUUUGCCGCACUUUACUAUAAGCGGGACAAGCGCCAUGAACUCAUGCAAAGACGCCACCGCCGACUCUCCCCGCAACGCGGCACGACAAUGGGCAUGGGUGUUGGCAUGGGAGUCGUAGGGGCCCCACCGCACAACGACCUAGCGCUGAGUCAGGAGGAGGAGCUAAUGUCACUGCAGAUGAAACAGCAGAGGGUGGAGCUAGAGCACGGGACCCCCUUACCGUCCCGCGGUGUCCACGGCGACCUGGAACCGCUGCGGCCUCCCGUGUGCCCACCUGACUACACGCUGGCCCUGCGGCGAGCGCCCGAAGAUGUGCCACUGAUGACAGCUAACACCAUUACCAUGAUCCCCAGCACCAUUAGCAGCAUGCAGCCCCUUCACCCCUUCAACACUUAUCCCCCUGUCCCAGCCCCGUCUACUACACCCGUCCCCAGCCACAGCAACAAUGCCCUGCCACACCAACACUCCACCACCCGUGUAUAGGACCAGGCACAAGCUCUGCUACCCCACUCUGGGCUUACAGAGAUGCACCACACAAACUGCUCCAUCCAAACUCCACCUUCUCUUCUUCUUUACUCUACUUUUCUCUUUUCUCAUUAAGCCCUCAACUAAAGCUGCAGUUUGUAAGAUACGAAGCAGUGAAAUACCUCUAAACUGUAACCGUAACUCAAGGUGGGGGGGACUUGAUUAAGAAAGGUCCUUUGCCAAAACACCGUCAUACUAGAUGCAUACCGCUUUUCCCCGUCAAUGCGCUUUCAACAUCUGGUGCUUUGGAGAGCCACCAAACACGCAGCUUUAAGCUUGUAGCUCUCGCAGAGGGUUCUCAGGCUCAUCAACAAUCAGUCAGACAUGUAUUGUGGUAGCUCGGUUGUUUUGCGCAUGUGUUGUUGUGUCAGUGUAAAAACUAUGUUUAACGCCCAAUGCAAAUAUUCAUUUUCACUCAUUUAGCGAAAAAGACAAAACAGUAGCGAGCAGCUUUGUUUGAGGCAACAUAUGUCCCGACAAGCUGCCUGUCAUGAAGCGCUGAUUCCCUGAAACUUACAAAUUGCAGCUUUAAAGGCCCAAUCUGGAAGUGAAAUUUGGCACCCUGUGUUUAGCACUCUGUCCCAACAGCUGUCCCUCCAUUGUGAUUUUUGGGGAUUAUUGUUUAGCGUGAAAUGUAUUUGACGGGCCUAGAGGGAAAUGGGGUGGAAUCCACUGGAUAGAGAAUCAUGACUUUUUAAUUUUAAAAUGCGAUUUUAUUAAUUAGACAUAUAUUUACUGGUUUGUUUGUUUGGGUUUUUUCUUUUUUUCUUUGGUUGUGAUGCUAACUGAAUAACAUUAAGCAUCCCAUGGAGAUUAAGUUGCUCACGCUUAAAAAGAAAACCCAACCAAAAACAAAAGUGCAUACUCACCACUGCUGCUUUCAAAACAUUUCCAGAUUGAGGCCUCAACUGUGGGGCGGUACAGGAAAUUACUGAAUCCCACUCACUUUGUGGGAUGCAACCUGGAAUCCAGGCUGCCCAUUAGAAGUCGCUGCAUUUCAGCCACACACGCUCUAAUCACAUCCAUUACAUUAUUUAUCUUCAUACCCACAAUCUCUUUUGUCUGUGUUUCCACUUCAGCUCAUUUAACCGCUUCUCUUGUUCUCGCUCUGCAUCUGCCCUUGUAGCUCUUUUUAUUAAAACCAUCGACAUAAUCCAUCUCCAUUCCUUUCCUCUUUCUCGCAAUCACUCCUAGACUCUCUUUUUCCUUUUGGAGUCUUUUAUACAAAAACACAAGUGUAAAUGAUGUAUUAUUAAUAAAUUGUAAGGAUAUGAAUGAAAAAAAAAAAGAUAUUCUGAUAUCUCGUUUUUACCAGCAUUCUUGGUGCCAAGUACUGUGAUAAAGUUCCUCUUUUACUGGCGUCCAGUGGACCGCCUGGAGAGGUCCACCCUGACUGUAUCUUACAAAAGGAAUUACCAUAAAAAAAAGUGCCAACCCCUUCAUCUUUAGUUUUGAACCACACACUUUUUUUUUUUUUUACUUUUUUUUUUUUUAUUAUUCCACUCAAUGUUGCACUGUGGCUGGUCUCUUCUUUAAAGGGAAAUCAGAUUCAAUAUAUCCUCUUUUUCUUUUCUUUUUCUUUUUUUAAAGGAGUUUUAUUAACAACUUUAAUGUGUGGGAUAUUUGUUGCAUGUUUGGAUUUUUUUCUGGGUUUUUUUCUAGAAGUUAGCUUGCCAUUUUGAUGAUUUGCCAUUCAUUUUAUUUUGAAAAUCUUUUCUUUUUUCUUUUUAAUAUCCCGUUUCAAUAUCAGCUGCACUUUGUGGUACUUCAGAAAGUAUUAAAGUAUUAAGAGAUGAAUAUUGUGUAAAACUAUGAUUAUAACAAAGAGAGUAAAUAUUUCCUCUUUAUUUUUUUCAUUCCCUAACACACCGAGGCUGUGCUGCAAAAACUACAGGAAAGACUGAUGAAAGCCUUUUUAACCCCCCCCCCCCCCUUUUUUUUCCUUUUUUGUUUUUUUGCUUUUUGCUGUUUCUCUUUAUCUUUUGCAAUGUCGAGCUUGCACAGUCACUGUCUCUCAAUCAACCUGAAGAUAGCACUUUUUUUUAAAGUUAGGGAAAAAAAGAAAUGACUACUUUACACAAAGGGUCUAAAUAAGGUUUUUGUCUGUGACUGGACAUUAACCUCCUGCUUCAAAGUGUUUGAGGACUGCCCGACAGUUAUCUUUUUUCCGUCUGCUCUUUUGUUGUCCCAUGUUUCUGGCUUUUGCAAAAGGCAGGAGAAAGGAUGAGAUGUAUUUAUGGUCAAAAAAAAAAGGUGAGAGAGCCUUGUAUGCGCGUUUCACAUCUUUCGCACAAUCCAACACGGACACGGGUCACACUCUGGACAAUGAGGAGGAGGGGGAAAAAAACAAAACAAAAAAAACAAAGCAAACUAAACAGAAACGGUGACAUUAGGACAAACGCUGGACAAACACGGUGCCGAUGACAAAAAUAGCGACAGUACGAUCCGUCAGUGCGCAGAGGAUAUAUUCUGAAAACCCAGUUUAACAGACAUUACUCACACAACAUAAACCGUGAUCGCAAGGUGAGCGGGAUCCCCCGUCCUCUUCCUCUCUUGUCCCCCUCCUUCCUUGUGAUGUCCCGUCUGCUUAGGAUAACCACACUCUGGAGCCAGACUGCCAUCCCUCACGCUGGACUGGAGCAAGCUGCGAGGACAAAAGAACAACAACAACAACAACAAAAGAACCAAAAAAAAAAAAAAAAAAAAGGAAAAAAAAGAACCCAACAA